CUCUUCUUUUCAUUUGUCUAGAUCAGAGCCCUAAUGGAGGUCUGGUUCAUCCUCCUCCUUUCUCUCUGUCUCUGCGCAGCAAUCAAAUACUUCCUCCAUCUCUCCUCCCAUGGAAAAUCCAAGCAAACAAAGCUCUCCCUCCCACCAGGCCCUCCUAAAGUACCUAUAAUCGGUAACUUAAUCUGGCUUUUCAAAUUCUUCUCCGACAUUGAAGUAACCAUCCACAACCUCCACCUCAAGUAUGGCCCCAUCAUCACUCUCAACAUUAGCUCCCAACCAGCCAUCUUCAUCACAACUCACUCUCUCGCCCAUCAAGCCCUAAUUGAAAACGGUGCCGCCUUUGCCGACCGCCCACCACCCACCGAUUCCGGCCGCAUCAUCACUAGUAACCAACACAACAUCAACUCUGCCGCCUAUGGUCCUCUUUGGCGAGUCCUUCGCCGGAACCUCACCUCAGAGAUCCUCCAUCAUUCUAGGGUUAAAAGCUUUUCUCAUGCCCGCAAAUGGGUUUUGCAGAUACUUAAGGCAAGGCUCAGUUCCCAUGUCAAAUCAGGCGAGCCUGUGCGUGUAAUGGAUAACUUGCAGUACGUCAUGUUCUGUUUACUGGUUUUCAUGUGCUUUGGGGAUAAACUUGAUGAGAAGGUCAUUAGAGAGAUUGAAGAUAUAGAGAGAAAACUAAUUGGCAUUUUGCGCAUCUUCAGUGUACUUGCGUUCUUCCCUACAUUGGGAAAAUUUUUCUUUAGAAAACAUUGGGAGCAACUGCUUGAUAUGCGUCACAGAGAGGAUUCUAUUAUAAUCCCUCUAAUCAGAGCCCGAAAAGAACGAAAGGAGAAGAUGAUCCAGAAACAAAAUCAGAACCCAGAUGAUGAAUUCUUCGCCUCCUAUGUCGAUACAAUGUUCAAUCUUGAAAUCCCAGAUGAUGAUGGUGAUGAAGGGGGAAGACGGAAGCUCACCGAGCAAGAAAUGGUUACUCUUUGUUCAGAGUUUCUAAAUGCAGGAACAGACUCAACAUCUGCUGCUCUGCAAUGGAUAAUGGCUAAUCUGGUGAAGCAUCAAGAAAUCCAAGAAAAGCUGUAUUCUGAAAUUAAAGGAGUACUUGUGGGUAGAGGUGAAGAAGAAGAAGAGAUCAAAGAAGAGGAUUUGGCGAAGAUGCCAUACUUAAAGGCGGUGGUGUUGGAAGGGCUACGGCGACACCCACCAGCACACUUCGUGUUGCCACAUGCUGUCACGGAAGAUAUUGUGUUGGACGGCCAUAUCAUACCAAAGAAUGCCACGGUUAAUUUCAUGGUGGCACAGAUGGGGUGGGACCCAAAGGUUUGGAAAGAUCCAAUGGAGUUUAAUCCAGAGAGGUUUUUAUUGGGUGAUGAUCAUGAUCAAGGGGUAGUGUUUGAUAUGACAGGGAGUAGGGAGAUAAAGAUGAUGCCGUUUGGUGCAGGGAGGAGGAUUUGCCCUGGACUUACGUUAGCCAUGCUACAUCUGGAAUAUUUUGUUGCAAAUUUGAUUAGAGAUUUCAAAUGGACGGCUGUUGAGGGAGUUGGUGUUGACUUGUCAGAGAAGCAAGUGUUAACAGUUGCCAUGAAAAACCCAUUGCAAGCCCACAUCUCUCCAAGGGUGAAAUAAG
Telopea speciosissima is the source of this 1621-nucleotide messenger RNA. RefSeq names its product cytochrome P450 89A2-like. The coding region runs from base 34 to 1620 and encodes 528 amino acids. The record is from RefSeq and is a predicted model, not a curated record. Gene Ontology annotation, cellular component: membrane. Gene Ontology annotation, molecular function: heme binding; oxidoreductase activity, acting on paired donors, with incorporation or reduction of molecular oxygen, NAD(P)H as one donor, and incorporation of one atom of oxygen; iron ion binding. NCBI's taxonomy places the organism in Eukaryota, Viridiplantae, Streptophyta, Magnoliopsida, Proteales, Proteaceae. The transcript has a single exon.